Molecule: messenger RNA, 2705 nt
Organism: Malurus melanocephalus (red-backed fairy wren)
Lineage: Eukaryota; Metazoa; Chordata; Aves; Passeriformes; Maluridae
Product: KIAA1143 ortholog
Exons: 3
Coding region: 67-546 (159 amino acids)
Source: RefSeq, a predicted model, not a curated record
GGGAGGUGCGCCUUGGUCGCCUUGGUCCCGGAAGCGCGCACGGUGAGGGGCGUGCGGGCGGCGGCCAUGAGCAAGAGGAACCAGGUCUCCUACGUGCGGCCGGCCGAGCCCGCCUUCCUCAGCCGCUUCAAGCGGCAGGUCGGGUAUCGGGAGGGCCCCACGGUGGACACCAAGAGGGAGCAGCUUCCCCUUGCGGAUGAUGACAGUGACAACGGCAGUGACAGGGAAGAUGAGCAGCCUCAAGUGGUGACACUGAAAAAAGGGGACUUGACGGCCGAAGAAGCAAUGAAAAUUAAACAGCAAAUCAAAGAGGCCUUAAAGUCGAACGAAUCAGAUGAUGACCCAGAACCUGCUGAUGGAAAAAUUAUGUUCAGGAAACCAGCCAAACGUUCAUCAGAGAAGUGUUUGGACUUCAAUGUAAGUUCAAGUAAGAAGAUGAAAGAAGCAAAGAAAACUAAGAGGGAAGCAACUACUUCUCAGAGUACAGCUAAGCAAGUGAAAAACAGCAGUCUUCUCUCAUUUGAUGAUGAGGAAAAUGAUGAUUAGGGGUUGUAUUUUUUUAUAUUUUACUUGCCCUUCUAGAGACCUGAAUAACACUGAGGGCUUUCAUAGAAAUUGAAGCAUGGUGUCUUGAGUCUUUUCUUACUUUGUUAUAGUCCAACUAGAGAAAUAUAGUAUAAAAUCAGCAAGAGCUAAGUCUUUGCAGUUAGUUGGAACUGUAUGUCAUGUCUUUAUUUUAAAAGAGAAUUUAACCAUGUGUGUAAAAGCUAUUUGAGGUCACAAAUGAGUAGCAAAAUAUACCUGUAUAUAUUCAGCUUAUAAAUUUUCAAUCAAUACAUUUUAAAAUGCCCUCCAUUAGUAAAAUGUAUUUUYCCUGUAUUGAAUAGGCUUAUUUGGCAUUUGUGUGGUUUUCACCUGUUAUUGGUGAAAUUCAAAAGAGAGACACUUCAUUGCUGUGGAACAGAGACUGGAGUUUUCUGGCUCAUAGCUUAACUAAAGUUUGCACAAGCUUUGCAUUCUGUGGUUUGCAAGAUUAGCCUUGCAGUAAAUGAGGCUGCAGUUGUUAAAGUCAUGUAGUCUUGAUCCUGUCUUAGGUUGUAAUAGUAAGGUAUAAAGAUUUUGAUUCCAGUUGAUGGUAUCAACUAAUGCAAAACAAGCUUAAACCGUUGGAGAUUGUGCACUUCGGUUUUGGCACUGAUGGGCUCAGUGGUUUGGUGGUGUUUGGGUUUUUUUUUUAAAGUAUAUUUGUUCCAGUUGACUACCUAUGUGUUUGUAAUUAUUUGGGAUCUCAGACAGCUUGCUUUUAAAAAUGCAUUUAAUCUUUAAGCUGUGGAAAACCAUUAGUUUGGUUUUCUUCAAGUAGGAAGCUGUAAAUAGGAAAUUUAAGUCAAGAAACACUAUAACUGUGUGUGUCUUAGUUUAAGACAAUUUCUAGGGCUGACAUUCCAAAAUGAGUUACUGCCCCAUUUAGUUUUAACCACUCCCCUUUCACCAAUAGGGAGAGAUGAAUGCAAGAACAUAAAAGUGAAAAAGAAACAGUUUACUAAAAAAUGAAACAGCAAUAGGCAACAGUAGUAAUCUCUAAAUACAAAGGUGCAAAAUCCCAUGGACUGCCUGGGAACAAAGAAAACAAGAUGGCAGAGGAGCCCCUCCCCGAAAAUGGUGGCCUCCAUAGAAGACCAUGUGGUCCAGAGGACAAAGACAAACUGGCUGAGAAACCCCUUCUCCCAACCAUCUGGUGGACAGAACAAAGGAAAAAGAAACCUCAAUAGUAUCAGAACUCUGUAAUUUUGAAAGUCCCUCUUCCCCUAACCACGACUAACAGGGAACAAGGACAAAACCUAAAGAAACCUGGACUCCAAAACCCGUCAAAUGCUGUCGAACCAUUUGCUCCACAUCACCUGAUAGAGUCUCUCUCCCAGUGGCAGCAGCUCCAUUGACAGUGGCAGCUGGAACUGGUCAGCAGCUGGAACUCAUGGAGGGACUUGGCCUCCUCCUCAGCAGAAGAUGAGAGGCAGAUGRCUGGGGCAACCUGGACUCUGCUCCCUCCUACUUCAGCUGAGCACUGCUGGUGGGCUGGAGUGACCAUAUGGAACAGGGGCUGUUCUGUUUUUCCCAUUUUGGUUCCAUGGCUGGCCAUCCCGGGUGACAGCAAUGAAAAUGAAAGGAGGAAAAGGUCUAAAGAAAAUGUCCUCAUUGGCCCAGAGACCCAGACAAACCGGAGCUUCUGCCUUGCGCUGCCUCAGCUUCUCAGUAGCCAAUGGAAACAAAAGAAAGGCCUGUCCAAGUGUUGUCCUGCUUUUAAAGGGAUCCUGGCACUUCCUGCCUCUGCAAACCCUGGGCAAGACCCUCCUGUUCUUCUGAUCCCCAGGUCUUAAAGGGGGAGCAACAACCUUGGGCAGAUGGGCAUAGAAAGAAAGUGACCAUUUCAGCACCUUUUAUGUAACAGGAUGUGCUGAAAUUCAACAUGACACUGAGACCUGAUGGGAUUUGGCAGAACAAGGUGGUAGAAACAUGACUAGUGACUUUGAAAUGAUUUGGAUGUGUGAUGUGUUCUGUAACCAGUUCUGCUCUGUGACAGGGCAUUUGAAAUUAUUUGGCCUGUAAAGCUUCRUUGAGGAGCAAAUUUCAAGUUGCUGUGUGAAACAGCUGGUUUUAGUUUGUUCAUGUGGUAUUAAACAAUAAAUUAUGUUUUCUUUUACGUA